CGCUCUGCUCAAAUACUGAUUUUAUUUUUCAUAUGUUAAUUCGUCAGUUGUGUUGUGCACGCAAUUUGUAUAGAAUAACUUCAUGCUAAAUUAUCGAACAGUUACACAUUGCAAAUACAUAUUAACGUUGUUACGAUGUUUCUCGUUUUCAGGAAACAUGGCGGAAGCCAAAGACAAAAGCAACGUCCCGUCCGAAACCGCGCCGCAUCUCGAAGUAAUUGAUCGCGUGAAAAACAUUCCUGUUGUCCACUCGGCGAUCGAGAAAACGGGAUCCACGUAUUCGUAUUUGAAAGACUCGCAUCAUUUAAUUAACUGGGCGCUCACACAAGCCGAAGCUGGACUUCAGUAUGCGACUGCCACGGCUAUCCCUCUUACCGCGCCUCUGGCGAAGAAGUUCGAGGGACAGAUAACGGCUGUUGACCAGAAAUUAUGCGAAGGUUUGAACAUAGUUGAACAGAAGGUACCGAUGAUGAAACAACCACCUCAACAGAUUUACGAUGCAGCUAAGGCAGUGAUGAGCAGUUCGCUGCAACCAACAAUGGACAAAUUGAACGCCGCGAAAGAAUCUGCGACGCAGCAAGCGUCUUCCCUUAAGGAAAUCAGUAUUACGAAGGCUAACGAAUUGUUGAACACACCGUAUGGUAAUAUGGCUGUACAAGGCGUGGACAACACGAGUGUUCUGAUUAAUGCUUUAUUAGAUCGUUAUUUCCCACCGGUUGAGGGCGAAGAGAAUACACCAGCGCCCGUAUCCGCCGACGAGAAUAAAGUUUUGCACGCCGUACAAACGAUUGGUCAGUUAUCGGCGAAGACAGCGAAUCGCGUGUACCAUUCGGUCGCGGCACAAUUGAAAACAGUGAAGAAAGAGGAUGUUGCGUCAUACAUAUCAAGCGUUAUUUCCAUUCUCCAUUUGACACAUUUCCUAAGUUUAAACGAGAAGCAGUCCGAUAAUAAAGAGGCACAAAGUCCAGUCUGUGAAAAGUCCAGCGAAAAGAAAGGGAAGAAAUGAAAGAUGAUGUAACAUGUGUUGAUGAUCGUGGAAUUGUUGGUCGACUAUUAUUUUUAUAUGAAUUUCGUUAGUCUCUUUAUUACGGAACAUAUCAUCUUGUCAAUUUGAACAAUUUUUGUACAUGAUAUGUAGGUAGAGUGUAAUAAAAAGAAUCGUGUCUAAUAAAACUACACUUGUUUACUAA
Molecule: messenger RNA, 1190 nt
Organism: Dufourea novaeangliae
Lineage: Eukaryota; Metazoa; Arthropoda; Insecta; Hymenoptera; Halictidae
Product: lipid storage droplets surface-binding protein 2-like
Exons: 3
Coding region: 83-1006 (307 amino acids)
Biological process (GO): lipid storage; positive regulation of triglyceride storage
Cellular component (GO): cytosol; lipid droplet
Source: RefSeq, a predicted model, not a curated record